This is a messenger RNA of Cryptococcus amylolentus CBS 6039, 1271 nucleotides long. RefSeq lists its product as hypothetical. Lineage: Eukaryota; Fungi; Basidiomycota; Tremellomycetes; Tremellales; Cryptococcaceae. The record is from RefSeq and is a predicted model, not a curated record. The annotation marks the transcript as partial. Gene Ontology annotation, biological process: amino acid transmembrane transport. The transcript has 3 exons. Gene Ontology annotation, cellular component: vacuolar membrane. Gene Ontology annotation, molecular function: amino acid transmembrane transporter activity.
GGAUGCGAGCCAGUGUCUUGUUGGUCAAAGUCCAGAUCGGUCUCGGUGUGCUCAGUAUCCCUGCUGCCCUUGACUCUCUGGGCUAUGUGCCUGCCAUUCUCCUCAUCAUUGCUGCCUGCGCGAUUAUAUCAUGGGCCAACUACAUUGUCGGUGUCUUUAAGCUACAUCACCCUGAAGUGUACACCCUUGCCGAUGUCGGUCAGAUCAUGUUUGGCCCCAUCGGACGCGAAAUAUUCGGCUUCUUCUACUGGAUCCAGCUCGUUGCCGUCGCCGGCGCCGGUCUGAUCGCCUGUUCCGUCGCUUUCAACGCCAUGUCUGAGCAUGGCGCCUGCACCAUCGUAUUCGUCGUCAUCGCCGCCAUCAUCAACAUCCUCGUCUCUUCCAUCCAGACCCUCCACAAGAUCUCUUGGAUGGGCUGGGUCGGCCUCAUCUGUAUCCUUUCGUCCAUCAUCACCUUGACCAUCGCCGUCGGUGUUCAGGACAGGCCCAGUGCGGCGCCCCAGACAGGGCUGUGGGAUAAGGAUAUCAAGGUGAUCAACAACCCGGGAUUCAUCUCUGGUAUCGCCACCAUGUCCAACAUCUUCUUUUCCUUUGCCGGUACCCCUGGCUUUUUCAACGUCAUUGCUGAAAUGAAGAACCCUAAAGACUACAACAAGGCCAUGAGCACCUGUAUGGUCUUCGUUCUCGCUGUCUACCUCAUCUUGGGUUGCACAAUCUACCACUUUUGCGGCCAAUACAUCGCCUCCCCCGCCCUCGGCUCUGCCGGUCCCCUGAUGAAGAAGGUAACGUACGGCCUCGCCCUUCCCGGACUCAUCAUGUCCUGCGUGCUCAACACCCACUUGCCCGCCAAGUACGUCUUUGUCCGCGUCAUGCGAAACAGCCGACACUUGUCUGCCAACACCGUUACCCACCGUGUCGCCUGGUUGGCCUGCGUAUUCGGCUCUUGUGCCGUCUCCUUCGUCAUCGCCGAAGGCAUCCCCGUCUUCUCCGACCUCAUCUCCCUCAUUGGCGCCCUCAUCGCUACGCCCAACUGCAUCGUCUUUGAAGGGAUGAUGUUCAUCUAUGACCUCCGAGUCAACCCUGAGAAGUACCCCAACAGGCAAAAGUGGUGGCACAAGUUGAUGCAAACGAUGAACUGGGCGGUGAUGAUUGGCUUUGGGCUCUUCGCCACGGUCGCGGGCACCUAUGCGACGGCGAUCACGAUAAAGAACGAUGCUGCUUUUGGCGCGUCCAGCGGAUCGUUCUCUUGUGCCGACAACUCUUCUUCAUAG